CUGGCUGGAAUGAUGCUGUGGAACCAGCAUGAUUAUGCAUAAACUUUUCACCAGCUCAAUAUGCAUUAUAUAUUGCUGCCAUCUUUUUUGGGUUUUUAUAUUGCAUCACUAACAUCAACAGUAGGCUAUCAAUACCAUAUGCUACAUAUAAUCAUAUUAGAGCUCCAUGAAAUAGAAUAGAAGUUAAACAAAUGACAUGUGUAUGUGUCAAUUAAAGUAUCAAAAAUUAUAUAAAGCAUAAGAUAUCCAAGUAAUCGGCCAAAUAAAUUAAACUGGAUCUAAUUCAAUAACUUCGUAUUUAUAUUCUUCAUGACAGGUUAAACUCUCAAUACUUUGUGUUACUUGAGAUUGCUAGCUCUAUUAGGACUUGUUCUCUUCGACAUAAAAUAACUAAACUGAAUUGAAUAGUGAUAUUUGAGAGUAAAAGUAUUGUUCAGAGCUGAACUGAAUUGAAUUGAAUUGAAUUGAAUUGAAUUGAAUUGAACUGAGCUGAGCUGAGCUGAGCUGAUUAAUUGAACUGAAAAUAAGUUGGGGUGAAUAGGCCCUUAGAACCUCUCAUACAUGCAACUUGAACGAAGCCUACUCAAAUUAACAUCUUCUCAUAACCCCCUCUCCCCCAAAAAAAAUAAAAAGAAAAAAGACACAUGCACUUUAAUUUUGAGUUAACUAAUCUUGUUCUUAUAACUAUAAUGGUAGAAAGGUAAGAGUUUCCAUUUUUAUUAUCUAUCUAAGUAACUAAUUAGUUAACACACAUUCUUUCUCUCCCACUCAGUUUUUCAUCCGUUGCUUGCUUCACUUCCUCCCUUCACUUGCAUGGUAGCUAGGCAACAUACUUUCUUAACCCCAAUAUACACCCUCUUUCUGGUAAUGUAACAAAAUACUUUCUAUAACUCUUUUACGAAAGUUAACUUCUUGUUAUACCAUAAAAAUUCCUUCUUUUAUCUAUAUCUAUCUAUUAUAUAAGGGAAGAGGAAAGGGAUACCAAAAAUGGUAAUUCCUUUUAUACCCUUAAGUAAUAAAAUACAAAACUCACCAUUUUUCAUCAUUAUGCCCUCAAUUAACAAAAUAUUUACAUCAUCAUUGAUUUAUUGGCUUUCAAAAAACAGAAAAAAAAUUAUACAAUGAAUUUUAUGAAUAAUUUUUCGUAUAUAUUAUUACGCAAUUGACUUUUUAUUUGUUUUCACACGCAUCACGUGCAUAUAAAACUAUAAUUUUUUUUAACAACUUCCCCUACUCACAACAAAAAAAAAUCCCCUAAUAUAACCACCCACUAACUUUAUCUCUUACAAAAAAAAAUUUACUUUUUUUAUAUUAUGUUAAACUCCUUUUAUAAAAAUAAAAAAAAAGGUAACCACCCACUAAUAUAAUUAGCCACUUGGGAAUUAUUCCCGAAAUUCACACCCUUUGUAAGUCAUAACCAACUAUGGAAAACUCUGUUUUUGCUAUGCUUCUCCUUCUUGUAAUGGUGGUGAGUGGAGAGCAAUGUUUGAAGAACAACUACGUUUACAAGGGAAAAAUUACGAGGAGGAAAGAGAAUAAUUAUAGUAGCAAAUCAUGUGAUUUAUAUACAGGAAAAUGGGUACAUGAUAGCUCAUAUCCUCUUUAUGAAGCAAGCAAUUGUCCUUUUUUUGAGAAACAAUUUGGUUGUGAAAAGAAUGGAAGACCUGACACUAAUUAUCUCAAGUUUAGAUGGAAGCCUUCUCAUUGUCUUUUACCAAGGUUUGAUGGUGGUGAUUUCUUGACAAGAUUAAGAGGGAAAAGAAUGUUGUUCGUGGGAGACUCAAUAAGCCUGAAUCAAUGGCAAUCUCUUGCAUGCAUGCUUCAUACAUCUGUGCCACAAGCUGACUACAAAUUAGCUAGGAGUGGAGGACUCUCUGAGUUCACUUUCCCAGCCUACAAUACUUCUUUGAUGUUGUUGAGAGAUGGAUUCCUUAUAAAAAUUGUGAAUAAGAAGGUUGGGAGGGUACUAGUUCUUAAUUCAGUAAGCCAAGGAAAAUCUUGGAAGAAUUUUGACAUCUUGAUCUUCAACACUUGGCAUUGGUGGCUUCAUACCGGAAGGAAACAGCCGUGGGAUUAUAUUCAAGAUGGAGAUAAAAUGUACAAAGACAUGGACAGACUCGUUGCGUAUGAGAAAGGACUGAAGACUUGGGCCAGAUGGGUAGACUUGCAUUUGAAAUCUACAAAUUCCAAGGUGUUUUUCCAAGGAGUCUCCCCAGAUCAUAUGAAUGCACUAAACUGGACAGCUCCAAAUGCAAGAACAUGCAUAGGAGUAACUCAACCGUUAGUUGGUGCCACAAACAAUGCAAUAGUGGAACAUAACCCAGCAGAAAGGAUUGUAGAGAAGGUGGUAAGAGAAAUGGAAAGGCCAGUACAUUUGUUGAAAGUAACACCACUUUCCCAAUUAAGAAGGGAUGGUCAUCCUGGGAUUUAUGGCAUAGGCAGACAUAGGCUUCCCGAUUGUAGUCAUUGGUGUCUCCCUGGUGUCCCCGAUACUUGGAAUCACCUUCUCUACGCCUCUCUUUAUUCCUAACUAGAUUUAUA
This is a messenger RNA of Beta vulgaris subsp. vulgaris (sugar beet), 2541 nucleotides long. RefSeq names its product protein trichome birefringence-like 43. The transcript is spliced from 5 exons. Lineage: Eukaryota; Viridiplantae; Streptophyta; Magnoliopsida; Caryophyllales; Amaranthaceae. Gene Ontology annotation, molecular function: O-acetyltransferase activity. Bases 1424 to 2530 code for a protein of 368 amino acids. The record is from RefSeq and is a predicted model, not a curated record. Gene Ontology annotation, cellular component: Golgi apparatus.